Prinia subflava (tawny-flanked prinia) is the source of this 4137-nucleotide messenger RNA. It is a transcript of the gene C6, whose product is annotated as complement C6. NCBI's taxonomy places the organism in Eukaryota, Metazoa, Chordata, Aves, Passeriformes, Cisticolidae. Bases 586 to 3408 code for a protein of 940 amino acids. The transcript is spliced from 18 exons. Gene Ontology annotation, molecular function: protein binding. Gene Ontology annotation, cellular component: membrane attack complex. Gene Ontology annotation, biological process: complement activation. The record is from RefSeq and is a predicted model, not a curated record.
GUAAAAAGUGCUGCAAGUUCUCACUGAACAGCAAUGUGAAGACCUAGUGCCUUUCUUUUUUUAAGGGAGGAAGCAAUGGUUGGAUUUGAUCACAUUUCAUUAUUUUCAGCAAAGCAUAAAAGUCAUAAUAGCAUAUAUGGCUAAAAUCCUAAAAAAAAAAAAUCGCACUAUUCAUUUCAAACUAACUAUUUUGGAGUAUUGUUUUGAAAUAAAUACUUUGGGUUUUAAAUGUUCUGUUGGGUUUGGGGGGAUUUUUGAGGUAAACCAAAUUUAUAAUGCUCUACUGUAACAGCCUAUCAGAUUUUGUUUCGAUUCAACCUCAUGAUGAGGUUUGCAUUUUUUAAUUCAUACAAGUUUUCUCUGGAAAAUAUGUGUUGGGUUUUUGUGUGUGUGUGUGUUUUUGUUGUUGUUUUUGGGUUUGGUUUGUGGUUUUUUGUUGGUUUUUUUUUUUAGUUUACCAAAUAUUAUUACUUCUUAAAGACUGCCUAUAACCUUCUGUCUUAGCAAAUAAAGUUUGAUUGACUACUGGAGUGAGAAACAGGCUAGAUGUUCUGUUUCUACUGCUGGUGGAAAACUCAGAUGUAGAUGGACACGUUUGCCAUGGGUGUGACUGUGCCAGUGCACCUGGUCCUGCUGAGCCUGGUGAUUGGGAGCAGCCAGGGGUGCUACUGUGAACAUUACCCGUGGGGGUCGUGGUCAGCCUGCUCACAGACCUGCAAUUUUGGCACACAGACCAGGCACAGGCAAAUAAGAAUGGAUGAAUAUUACAGCCAAAACUUCUGUGACCAGCUGUGCACAAAGCAAGAAUCUCGUCCAUGUAACCAGCAAACAUGUCCUAUCAACUGUCAGCUUGGAGACUUUGGCCCUUGGUCAGAAUGUGACCCGUGUGUUAAAAAACAAUUCCGCACCCGGACACUCCUGCGGCCAUCCCAGUUUGGGGGCCAGGCCUGUACCGAGCCCCUGGUGGAUUCCCGACCAUGUUUCCCAGCUAAGCUCUGCAACAUAGUGGAAGUUGACUGCAAGAAUAAAUUUCAGUGUGAAAAUGGUCGCUGUAUUUCAAAAACAUUGGGAUGUAAUGGGGAAAAUGACUGUGGGGACAACUCUGAUGAAAGAAACUGUGGAAGAAAAAAGACUGUAUGUAACAGAAAGUAUGAGAGCAUCCCAGGUGUGCAAUUAAUAGGCAGUGGAUUUCACAUUCUGGCAGGAGAGAGCCGAGGGGAAGUUCUUGGCAACUCAUUCAAUGGAGGACAAUGCAGAACAGUGAGGCGCAAUGAGACAAGGAGAUUGUAUCGAGUCCCUGCGAAUCUGGAGGCUGUCAGCUUUCAGGUAACAGAUGAAGAGGAUGAUGUAACGUCAGAUUUCUACAAAGAUUUAAUUCCCCUGAGUGACAGUGCUUCUUACAGUAGUUCAUCCACUCAUAGACACAAAAGUUCUUCUGGUAUCCCACUUUUAUUCUCAAGAAAGACACGAGUCCAGGUUACAUCCUUUUCCUCCUUCCAGAAAGCUAUCAAAGCCUCAUAUGAAAAGAAUUCCAACUUUAUUAGAGUCCAUAAAGUCAUUUCUGUUGCAAACUUCACAAUGAAACAGUCAGAUCUGCAGCUAUCAGACGCCUUUCUAAAAGCACUUAACCACCUGCCCCUGGAGUACAACUAUGCUUUAUACAGCAGAAUAUUUGAUGACUUUGGCACUCAUUACUACACCUCUGGGAAGAUGGGUGGUUCCUAUGAUAUUCUUUACCAGUACAGCUCUGAGGAACUGCAGAACUCGGGCCUGUCAGUUGAGGAAUCAGCAGAGUGUGUCCGAACAGAAACAACCAGGCGUGUGUUCUUCCGGAAGAAAAAGAAAGUCAGUACCAGAUGCACCACCAACAGGAUGACUGUGACACAUGAAGGUUCUAUUUUGGAGUCAGCUGAACGAUCAAUUUCCCUGGUAAAAGGUGGCAGGUCAGAGUAUGCAGCAGCUCUGGCCUGGGAGAAAAAGGGGGCUUUUCCAGGACACAGAGUCUUCACAGACUGGCUGGAAUCAACAAAGGACAAUCCUGUGGUGAUUGACUUUGAGGUGUCGCCCAUCGCGGAGCUGGUGCGGGACGUGCCGUGCGCCGUGACCAAGCGGCGCCACCUGCGGCGGGCGCUGCGGGAGCUGGCGGGCCGCGCCGACCCGUGCCGCUGCGCGCCCUGCCCCGGCGGCGCGCCGGCGCUGCUCGCCGGGACACACUGCCUCUGCCUCUGCCCGGCCGGCUCCUACGGCCCCGACUGCCGCUCGCGGGCCCCGGGACACACGGCAGUUGCUGUGGAUGGCAGAUGGAGUUGCUGGUCUGAAUGGAGUCCCUGUGAUGCUUCAUUCAAAAAAAGAAGGACCCGGGCAUGCAAUAACCCCUCCCCAAUGAAUGGUGGAAAGCCGUGUGAAGGGCAGCAGGAAGAGGAGGAGGAUUGUUAUGUCUCUGUGUUCGCAGACAGAGGUGCUGCUUGUAUAAAUGAUGAUGAAGCCAAGAGAGAAGAAAAUGUCUUGAUUGGUGAACCUGAGUCUGGAUGUUCUAGGCCAGACCCACCGGAAUACGGCUUUAUCCGGAAUGAAAAGAACCAGUAUGCUGUGGGGGAGGAAGUUGAAAUUGCUUGUGUGAGUGGUCAUAGCCUCAUUGGCUACCAAUACCUUCGGUGUCUGCCAGAUCAGACCUGGACACAGCAACAUGUUGAGUGCCAACCCUCAGUAUGCCUCAGGCCACCAAUAUCUGACAGUGUCACAAUUUCCCCAUUUAAGCAACAGUACAACAUUGGUGAAACAAUGAAGCUGAGCUGCCAAGCUGGGUUUAUACUCACUGGUCACACAAAGUAUACCUGUGGGAAAGACCUGUCCUGGAUACCUCCUAUUUUGAGGCCUAUUACAUGUGAAAAAGACGUGCAAACUAAAAUUAGAGGUAUUUGCAAUCCAGGACAAAAGCAGGUUGGAUCUCAGUGUAUUUGUAUGUCUCCAGAAGAAGAUUGUGGCCACUACUCAGAAGACAUCUGUGUGCUGCAUGCUGUUUCUGAACAGAAUGUGACCAAGCCCAGCUGUCAGUACCUAGCGGAAAUGUGCCUUGGAGUGCAGUCAUUUCACUUCUUGCAUGCUGGCCCUUGCCAUGGUAAUUCCAACCUAGACUGGGCUAUUGAGAGGGCAAAGCUCUCUACAGAUAGCUUGAAGAAAGUGCCCUGUGGCUAUGACACCUGCUAUGACUGGGAGGAUUGUGAAGAGACACAGACCCAGUGCUCCUGCCUGAUGCCUUACCAGUGCCCCAAAGAAGAUACCCGCCCUCACUGCAUCCAAAUGGAGACGACCAGGAGGAGGAGGACAGUCAGUCAUUGCAUGCUGGCAGCCAUGAAGUGUGCUGGCAUCCAACUGCAGGUGCUGGAGCAGGGGAGCUGCCUGCCAUAACCCAUUUGCUCUCUGCAGACACCAUGAUCCUUGCAUCAAAUGCAGGCUGAGCCACCCACGGAAAAACUUGGUCAGUUAUGAAAGGAUAAGUGGAUAAAAACAUAAAGAUGAGGAAAAAAUACAGCUCACUUAACAGCUUUUUGGGAGAAGGAGAGCAGUGGCUUUUUUCCAUCUGAAAAUGACUUGGGCUUGGGGGGUAUAGGGACAGCUUGUCAUUGCUGGCACCUCUGGGGAUGUGCAGAGGAAGGGAGGGGAACAAAUGGAAAGGGAGAAAAAGAAAUAUUGCCUUUGAUCUCCUCUAGAGCUGGAUGAGACUUUUCCUUUUCUCAGCCAUUUGUUGCUUUGUCCUUGUGCUUGUGACUGCUGUGCACUCUUGUCUCGCUGGCUGAGUACCUGCUUGUAUCAUGCAGGCAGACAGAGCAGGCACUUCAGCACCACUUCUGACAUCAAAUGGGGAAGGGGUAGCUAGUCAUUGUACAAAUGGAAGGAGCAAUACCAAACCCUGAAAACCACAGUUAUGCAAUGAUUGAGUGAAGUCUUCAAAACAAUGUGAUUUCUAACUGGAGUAGCUGAAGAGAGGAGGUUUUACUUUCUGUUUUUGUUUGCUGGGUUUGAGCUUUAGGCAGAAAGCCUGAAGCCUAAAGCUUGGGGGAUUUUAACCGUACCUCUCAAGGUGAAUUAAGAAUGUUUGUACCUUAAAUAUAAAAUAAACAUUUAGUGAACAAUGCA